Bufo bufo (common toad) is the source of this 9928-nucleotide messenger RNA. RefSeq names its product ubiquitin specific peptidase 24 (gene USP24). Gene Ontology annotation, biological process: protein deubiquitination. Gene Ontology annotation, cellular component: cytosol; nucleus. The transcript has 67 exons. The coding region runs from base 385 to 8100 and encodes 2571 amino acids. The record is from RefSeq and is a predicted model, not a curated record. NCBI's taxonomy places the organism in Eukaryota, Metazoa, Chordata, Amphibia, Anura, Bufonidae. Gene Ontology annotation, molecular function: cysteine-type endopeptidase activity; cysteine-type deubiquitinase activity; protein binding.
GGAAAAUUAUAUUUUAAAAUUAAGUAUAAAACAGUUUGCCAUCCACAAUAUGGCCGCCACCAUGGCUCUCAGCGGUCCCUGGGCGCUGUGCCAUCCAUAACAUCGUUACCAACAUCAUCCGGGUCAGAUGACUCCAUCACGUGCCACAACCAACCAGUUGAAAGGGCUUAAUUCCAGUCACAAGAUGGCCGCCAGGCGCUUCUCGAUCACGUGCUCUAUCAGGUGACAGGGUCGAUUCCACCCUGGUUUCCAGCCGAGUGUGGGCGUGUCCCGAGGCGGACAGUGAGGGCUGCCAGUCAACAUGGCGGCGCACAGGAGCUCUCCCGUGAGGUAUAGAGCGUGAUUCCCGGUGUGUGGAGCGGGCCGCCCCCCGGAGGCUGCAGCAUGGAGUCGGAGGAGGAGCAGCACAUGACGACGCUCCUCUGCAUGGGCUUCUCGGACACGGGCGCCAUCCGCAAGGCCCUGCGCCUGGCCAAGAACGACAUCUAUGAGGCGGUGGCUCUGCUGACUAACGAGCGGCCCGGCCUGGACUACGGCUAUGAGCCCAUGGACAGCGGCUCCCGGGGCGAGAGCGGCGGCAGGAGUACAGGCUUCGACCCGCCCCCCGCCUACCAUGAGGUGGUGGAGCCGGAGAAGAACGAUGAGAAUGGAAACUGCUCUGGAGAAAACAUAGAGUUCCCCACCACAAAUCUGUAUGAACUGGAGAGCCGGGUGCUGACCGACCACUGGUCCAUCCCCUACAAGAGAGAGGAGUCCCUGGGAAAGUGCUUGAUAGCGUCCACUUACCUGGCAAAACUUGGUCUAUCAGAUUCUGACGAAAACUGCAAAAGGUUCAUGGAGAGAUGCAUGCCAGAGGCUUUUAAGAAGCUGCUGACGUCCAGUGCGGUCCACAAAUGGGGCACCGAGAUCCACGAGGGAAUCUACAACAUGUUGAUGCUGCUGGUAGAUCUGGUGGCAGAGCGAAUCAAGCAGGAACCUGUUCCCACCGGGCUCCUGGGAGUCCUCACCAUGGCCUUUAACCCUGACAAUGAAUAUCAUUUCAAGAAUCGGAUGAAGAUGUGUCAGAAGAACUGGUCCGAGGUCUUUGGGGAAGGAAACAUGUACGCCGUUUCUCCGGCCAGCGCCCUGCAGAAGGAACCACACGGCUGGCUGGUGGACCUCGUGAACAGGUUUGGAGAACUUGGUGGUUUAACGGCGAUUCAGGCAAAACUGAACUCUGAAGAAAUAGAACUUGCGGAAGUGUCAGCGUUGGUUCAACCCCUUGGCGUGUGUGCAGAAUACCUCAAUUCCUCUACUGUGCAGCCAAUGCUGGAUCGAGUGAUACACAAGAUGAUAAAGUACGUGCAGAAUGUGGAAGAGAAGGAUCUCAAGGACAAGAGGCUGGUCAGUAUCCCCGAGCUCCUCUCUGCCAUCAAAUUACUCUGCAUGCGUUUCCAGCCAGACCUGGUGAAUGUUGUGGACGACCUCAGGCUGGACAUCCUACUCCGAAUGCUCAAAUCUCCUCACUUCAGCGCAAAAAUGAAUUCUCUUAAAGAAGUAACCAAAUUGAUAGAAGACAGCACUUUAUCAAAAUCUGUGAAGAACGCCAUAGAUACAGACCGGCUUCUAGACUGGCUUGUAGAAAAUUCUGUCCUUUCAAUAGCACUGGAAGGUAACAUUGACCAAGCGCAGUACUGUGACCGUAUCAAGGGAAUCAUUGAACUGCUGGGCAGUAAAUUGUCCUUGGAUGAACUUUCCAAAAUCUGGAAGAUUCAGUCAGGACAGUCAUCCACUGUGAUCGAGAAUAUCCACACCAUCAUUGCUGCUGCAGCAGUAAAGUUCAGUUCAGACCAGCUCAACCACCUUUUUGUGCUUAUCCAGAAGAGCUGGGAGACAGAGUCCGACCGGGUUCGGCAGAAAUUAUUGAGCCUCAUAGGCCGUAUCGGGAGAGAAGCUCGUAAUGAGACCACCACCGGAAAGGUCUUAGAAGUCUUAUGGGAUCUCGCCCACCUGCCCACUCUGCCAUCUAACUUAAUCCAACAAGCCUUAGAGGAGCACCUUGCAAUCCUCAGUGACGCCUAUGCAGUCAAAGAGACCGUUAAGAGGAGCUACAUCAUAAAGUGCAUAGAAGACAUUAAAAAGUCCUCUCAGCACAACAACCCACAGGUGGUAUGGGUGGUGCCCGCCUUACGUCAGCUCCACGAGAUCACUCGCUCGUUUAACAAGCAGACCUAUCAGAAGCAGGACAAGAACAUCAUUCAGGACCUGAAAAAGAACUUCGAAAUUGUCAAAUUGGUGACUGCAAGCUUGGUGGCGUGCCAUCGAUUGGCGGUAUCCACUGUUGGUCCUGGUGGGCUGGUUGGAUCCUCUAUGGUUGACGGCAGAUACACUUAUCGGGAGUAUUUGGAGGCACAUCUGAAAUUCCUGGCAUUUUUCCUUCAAGAAGCCACCUUGUACCUCGGCUGGAGUCGUGCUAAAGAGAUCUGGGAAUGUCUGGUGACCGGACACGACGUCUGCGAACUGGACCGGGAAAUGUGUUUUGAGUGGUUUACUAAGGGGCAGCACGACCUCGAGAGCGACGUCCAGCAGCAGCUUUUCAAGGAGAAAAUUCUGAAGUUGGAGUCUUACGAAAUCACAAUGAAUGGUUUCAGUUUGUUUAAGACAUUCUUUGAGAACGUCAAUCUCUGCGAUCAUCGGUUGAAGCGGCAAGGCACGCAGCUGCACGUUGAGAAGCUGGAACUGAUCGGCAUGGAUUUUAUUUGGAAAGUUGCGGUGGAAUCUCCUGACGAAGAGAUCGCCAAUGAAGCGAUACAGCUGAUAAUCAACUACAGCUACAUCAGUCUCAAUCCCAGGCUGAAGAAAGAUUCGGUUUCUUUGCACAAGAAAUUUAUUGCCGAUUGCUACACACGGUUAGAGGCCGCAAGUUCUGCACUCGGAGGUCCCACUCUAACCCAUGCAGUCACCAGAGCCACAAAAAUGCUGACUGCCACGGCUAUGCCAUCAGUGGCCACUUCUGUUCAGUCCCCGUACAGGUCAACUAAACUAGUCAUAAUCGAGAGGCUUCUUUUGCUGGCAGAGCGCUAUGUGAUCACUAUAGAGGAUCUGUACUCUGUUCCCAGAACAAUUCUACCUCACGGGGCUUCUUUUCACGGACAUUUGUUAACGCUGAACCUUACUUACGAAUCUACCAAAAAUACAUUCACCAUAGAGGCCCACAGCAAUGAGACGAUCGGAAGCGUCCGCUGGAAGAUAGCCAGGCAUCUGAACUGUCCUAUAGAAAAUAUGCAGAUAUUUGCUAACGAGAGUUUGUUGACAGUGAAUAAAGACCAGAAGUUGCUCCAUCAGUUGGGGUUUUCAGAUGACCAGUCACUGACCGUGAAGACGACAGGAAGUGGUACCCCAUCCGGGCCCUCUGCAGAGACCUCCUCCGCUUCCAGCAGCAGCGCUGGCUUCAGCUCCUCCUAUGUAAUGGAGCAGGAAAAAUCCCUCCCAGGAGUGGUGAUGGCGUUAGUCUGCAAUGUGUUUGACAUGCUGUAUCAACUGGCCAACCUGGAGGAGAGCAGAAUCACCCUGAGAGUCCGGAAGCUUCUUCUAUUGAUCCCUACAGACCCAGCGGUGCAGGAAGCAUUGGAUCAGCUCGACUCUCUGGGCAGGAAGAAGACACUUCUCACUGAGUCUCAGCCAUCGAAAUCCCCAUCUCUGUCCUCUAAGCACCAUCACCAGCCCAGCGCCAGCUCCAUCCUGGAGAGUCUGUUCAGAUCGUCUGCCCCAGGCAUGUCCACCUUCCGUGUGUUGUACAAUCUAGAGGUUCUCAGCUCCAAAUUGAUGCCAACAGCUGAUGAUGAGAUGGCAAGAAACUGCGCCAAGUCGUUCUGUGAAAACUUCCUUAAAGCUGGAGGCUUGAGUUUGGUGGUAAAUGUUAUGCAGAGAGAUUCUAUCCCUUCUGAGGUGGAUUAUGAGACACGACAAGGUGUCUACUCCAUCUGUCUGCAGCUUGCCAGGUUUUUGCUUGUGGGACAGACUAUGCCAACCGCCUUUGAUGAAGACACGGCGAAGGACGGAGUAGAGGGACUGUCAUCAAGACCUUUCCGGAAUGCCAGUAGACAGUCUAGUCGACAGAUGUCCCUUUGCGGGACUCCAGAAAAAUCCUCGUAUCGGCAGUUGUCCGUCUCAGACCGGUCAUCUAUCAGGGUGGAGGAGAUUAUUCCUGCUGCUCGAGUUGCAAUUCAGACCAUGGAGGUCAAUGAUUUCACACUCACUGUGGCUUGCUUUAUGCGAUUAUCCUGGGCUGCAGCUGCCGGGAGAUUAGACCUUGUUGGCAGCAACCAUCCAAUCAAAGAAAGUAACAAUACUCUGUUCCCUGCCGGGCUCCGUAGCCGACUAAGCAGCUCAGGAAGUAACUGCAGCUCUGGCAGUGAAGGAGAAGCCACGUCGCUCCACGCCUGGAUCUGCGUCCGGCAGCAGUCAGUGUCCACCAAAGAUGCAAUUAUUGCUGGAGAGGCCUUAUCUCUGCUGGUCACGUGUCUUCAGCUCCGCAGCCAGCAGCUAGGAUCUUUCUACAAUCUGCCUUCCGUUACUGACUUCACCAUUGAUAUUCUGCUGGGGUCUCCCAGUGCGGAGAUCAGACGCGUGGCCUGUGAUCAGCUGUACACCCUGAGUCAGACAGACACCUCCAGCCACCCCGAAGUCCAGAAACCCAACCUCUUCCUGCUGAACGUCAUCCUGUCCGCACAGCUGCCACUCUGGUCACCGACCAGCAUAAUGAGGGGCAUCAAUCAGAGGUUGUUGGAGCAGUGCACAGAGUACUUUGAUUUGAGAUGUCAGCUCCUCGAUGAGUUAACCACCACUGAGAUGGAGCAGUUAAGCAUCAGCCCAGCAACCAUGUUGGAAGAUGAGAUCAGUUGGUUGGAUAACUUUGAACCAAACCGGACAGCAGAAUGUGAAACCACCGAGGUGGACAAUGUGUGGCUGGCUGGUCACCUCCGGCUCAUCAAGACGCUCCUCUCACUGUGCGGUGGUGAAAAGGAAAUGCUCGGUCCUUCCCUUAUUAAACAGCUGCUGGAUGAUUUCCUGUUCCGCGCCUCAAGAAUAAUUUUGAACAGCAACUCUCCCGCAGGUAGUGGAUCGCUGAGCCAGCAGGACUUCCACCCCAAGUGCAGCUCUGUGAACAGUCGGCUGGCAGCGUACGAGGUGCUGGUGAUGCUUGCAGAGAGUUCUCUCACCAAUCUACAGCUCAUCACAAGAGAACUGUUGUCCAUGCACCAUCAGCCAGAUUCGGCGCUCACCAAGGAGUUUGAUUUUCUGCCCCCGGUCGACAGCCGCUCCAACUCUGGGUUUGUCGGUCUGAAGAAUGGAGGAGCCACUUGCUACAUGAACGCCGUCUUUCAGCAGCUGUAUAUGCAGCCAGGUCUUCCUGAGGCCUUGCUCUCUAUGGAGGAUGAGACUGAAAAUCCGGACGACAGUGUCUUCUACCAAGUCCAGUCCUUGUUUGGCCAUUUAAUGGAAAGCAAACUUCAGUACUAUGUCCCGGAGAACUUUUGGAAGAUCUUCAAGAUGUGGAACAAAGAGCUGUAUGUCCGAGAGCAGCAGGACGCCUACGAAUUCUUCACAAGUCUCAUAGAUCAGAUGGAUGAAUAUCUAAAGAAAAUGGGGCGCGAUCAGCUCUUUAAGAACACCUUCCAAGGGAUCUACUCCGACCAAAAGAUCUGUAAGGAUUGUCCUCACAGAUAUGAACGAGAGGAAGCAUUUAUGGCUUUGAAUUUAGGGGUCACCUCCUGCCAGAGCCUUGAUAUUUCCCUUGAUCAAUUUGUGAGGGGAGAGGUGCUUGAGGGGAGUAAUGCAUAUUACUGUGAAAAGUGCAAGGAAAAGAGGACGACGGUGAAGAGAACAUGCAUCAAGUCUCUGCCCAGUGUUCUAGUCAUUCACUUGAUGAGGUUUGGAUUUGACUGGGAAAGUGGACGCUCCAUAAAAUAUGAUGAGCAGAUCAAGUUCCCUUGGUUGCUAAACAUGGAGCCGUACACCGUGUCCGGCAUGGCUCGUCAGGACUCCUCCUCAGAAGUGGGAGACAACGGGAGGCACAUGGACCCCAGUGGAGGCUCCCCGCGAAAGAAAGUGGCCCCGACAGAGAACUACGAGCUGGUUGGUGUGAUUGUGCACAGUGGUCAGGCUCAUGCUGGUCACUACUACUCCUUCAUUAAAGAUCGCAGGAGCUGCGGGAAAAGCAAGUGGUUCAAGUUCAAUGACACUGUGGUGGAGGAGUUCGAUCUUAACGAUGAGACCAUUGAGUAUGAAUGCUUCGGUGGGGAGUACAGACCAAAGGUCUAUGACCAGUCCAACCCAUACCCGGAUGUGCGCCGGCGCUACUGGAACGCCUACAUGCUUUUCUACCAACGUGUGUCCGACCAGAACUCUCCAGUUUUACCAAAGAAGAGCAGAGUCAGCGUUGUGCGCCAGGAGGCCGAGGAUCUCACCCUAUCUGCGCCCUCAUCACCUGACAUUUCACCCCAGUCCUCGCCUCGACCUCACCGGACCAAUGACCGCCUCUCUAUAUUAACCAAGCUGGUGAGAAAGGGGGAGAAGAAAGGUCUUUUUGUGGAGAAGAUGCCUCUGAGGAUAUACCAGAUGGUAAGAGAUGAAAAUCUGAAGUUUAUGAAGAACAGAGACAUUUACAACAGCGACUAUUUCAGUUUUGUGCUCUCUCUGGCGUCUGUGAAUGCUACAAAGUUGAAGCAUCCAAACUACUCCUCAAUGGCCAAAGCGAGUGCACAGCUGGCCAUCCAGUUCCUCCUCCAUACCUAUCUGCGGACAAAAAGGAAACUCCGGGUAGACACCGAGGAAUGGAUUGCAACCAUUGAGGCCUUGGUUUCUAAGAGCUGUGAAGCCUGCCAGUGGCUUGUGGAAUAUUUUGUCGGAUCAGAAGGCAGGGAACUCGUCAAGGUAUUUCUGCUGGAGUGCGGUGUCCGAGAGGUCAGAUGCGCUGUGGCCACUAUUCUGGAAAAGACACUUGAUGGCGCUUUACUUCACAAAGAUAAGGUUAAUGGAGUCCAUCAGCUGAUAGAGAUGCUGCUCAGUCUGCUGGACAAGGAUGUGCCCGAGAACUGCAAGAACUGCGCUCAGUACUUCUUCCUCUUCAACAACUUUGUACAAAAGCAGGGAGUGCGAGCUGUGGAGCUACUACUAAAGUACUCAGCUGUGCGACAUUUCAUCAGCUUCCUGCUCGGGCCCAAUCGGAAGAACAACCAGAAUCGCCGCUGGAGCCCGGCACAAGCUCGAGAGUUUGGCUACUUGCACAAUACAAUCGCACUGCUAGUCCUAUAUUCUGACAUUUCCCCCCAUCGGACCGUAGCUCCCAGUGCUUCCAAGCCUCAGCCUCUGGCCAGUACACGCGGUCCUCUACUGCCGCUCCAUUCUGAGGUGGAAACGCUUAUGUUCAUGCAGGAUGGCAAGCCGUACUUGCUGGAGGUGAUGUUUGCGAUGCGGGAGCUGCCCGGGUCCCUCUCCGUUCUCAUUGAGAUGCUGGGUUAUUGCUGCUUUUGCAACGAGCGGUUCUCCCUCAUUGCUCUGAACUUCAUUAAGAACCAGCUGGAAUCGGCCCCCCCUCAUGAGCUGAAGAACAUGUUCACCCUCCUGCAUGAGAUCCUGGUGAUUGAAGAUUCCAUCCAGCUGCAGAGGCUGAAGUUUGCCUUUGAGUCUGAUGGUUUGCUGGCAUUAAUGCAUCACAGCAAUCACAUAGACAGCAGCCGCUGCUACCAGUGCGUGAAGUUCCUCGUCACUCUGGCCCAGAAGUGCGCUGCUGCUAAGGAAUAUUUCAAAGAGAACUCUCAGCACUGGAGCUGGGCCGUGCAGUGGUUACAGAAGAAGAUGUCUGAGCACUGCUGGGCUCCACAGAGCAACGUGUCCAACGAGACAUCAACCGCCAAAACCUUCCAGCGGACGAUCUCUGCACAGGACACCUUGGCCUAUGCCACUGCCCUGCUGAACGAGAAGGAGCAGUCUGGAAGCAGCAAUGGCUCGGAGAGCAGUCCGGCCAAUGAGAAUGGAGACAGGAGUAUGCAGCAGGGCCCCGACUCUCCAAUGAUCCUUGGAGACCCAAAAAGUGACCUUGAGGACGUCGAUCCUUGAAUCCAGGUACAAUCGAUGAGAUUCUCGCCACGCUGUGAAAACCGAUGCACUUUGAAGACCACAAGGGGCUCAUCUUGACAUUUUCCUCCUGGAGCUGGCGGGUCACUGAGCGGCUGGACUCCAACCACAACAAACACACCGCCAAGGUCAUUUCUGGAACGGUCGCAACAAGGAGAACUUUAAUUGUAUUGCUGCAAAAACAACGGAUACAAAAUAUUUUUCUCAGAAUUUUAUUGUAAAAAAAGAGAAAGUGAAAACCCGGCUGAACUUUUUUUUUUUUCCUUUUUUUUUCGUGAGCAUUAAAGGAGUGAAUGUACAAUUGUUGCUUUUUCUGUAAUGCUGCGGAGAAUUCUUUUUUUUUUUUUUUUUGGUUUUAUACAAAGUGUAAGAAAAACCUUCGAGAUGCGUCCGGCGACUUUUUAACCUUUCAAUAUUAGGAAUAUGAAAAUGAUGUAUAAAUACGUGGAAGAGACUAAAACUUGUACAAAUUUAGUUUGGAAUCAAUCUUUUAAAGAAACAAAAACAAAUCGAAACUUUGUAUUUAAUGUCUCCUAUAAUUUAUAUAGUGCCAUAGGAAGAGACGUGUGGGCGAUUGUCUCGUGUCAUUUAAAGUGGAACUGGCGCUUAUUCACAGUGGAGGUCACCAAUCAAAAGCCGGAGAUGCAAUUGUGGGAGGGAUCAUGUAAUCUCGCAGUGUCACAUAAAAUUGAUGGAUUUAAAGGGAACCCUUAAACAUGAUGUUUGAGCUGCAGGCAGCAGGAGGAGCUGAGAAGGCUGAUGUGUAGUUUUAUUCAUUUCUUUUCUUGCUCAUUCUGGGCUUUGAAGUCCAGGAGGCGGUCCUGUCAGUGAUUGACAGCCUUUCCUCUAUUUCUGUGUAUACAGAGAGAGCUGUCAAUCACAGAUAGGACCGCCUCCUGGACUUCAAAGCCCAAAAAGAGCAGGAAUGUAAUUGAAUAAAUGAAAAGUUUUACUACAUUUUUCCCAUAAAACUAUACAUCAGCUCUGUCUGUUCAGCUCCUCCUGCUCUAUAACAGUGUUCAACGUGACAGGUUCCCUUUAAAGGCCCAGCUCGGACAAACGUCAUCUUGUGAUGUGUUGUAGAUGAAGAUUUGAGGAUCUGAUUGAUAGUCAACAGUUUGGAUCACCACUGAGAGGCGCUCUGUAGCGUUUCCAAUCUGCAUCAUUCAGUUUUACUAGAAAUCUCUGAAUUUAAUAAUCUCAAUAGUUUUGCAAAUCAGUCAUCGUUCAGACUCGUGGACUGAUAAUUUCCCCUUUUAAGAGAUGGACUGGGCCGCUAUACGGCACCAUCACCGGCUGACACUUGGGUGUGACUAGUGUAAUUCUGUGGCAUAAGGUGUACUGUGCCUUAUGCCUCAUCUAAAUCAUCCCAGAUUGCUGCAUACAAAUACCUCCAUUGAGUAUAGCACCAGAAACACGGGGGGGGAAAAAAAUGCAAAAAGUCCUGGAGUUUGGUUAAAAUGCAUCCUGUAAGAGACGUGAAUUUCUGUACGUUUCACAUGCUCAUUGUAUAGAUCACCAGAUAUUUUAAUUUUUCAGUUUUUUUUCCUUUGUACAUUUUUAUGAGUUUUGCCUCAAUCAUGGAAACCUUGUGGGCAGUGUGCUUUGUAUAUUAUCCACCUGUGUCACCAGCUGACGGCUACAAGGGCUUUAUUCUGCAGGGGGCAGAGAACGCUGGUAGUCUUACUCCAGGGCCCUUGGACACGGCAGUUUGUGACCUUGUGUUAUAUUGCCACAGGUGCCCGUUUUUAAAAAGUGCUUUCCUUUUUAUUUUUUCCUGAAAAUAAAGAAUUUGCAAAAAAAAAAAAAA